AUUCACUUAACGACAGUCUUGCUUAGCAACAGAUUGUGGUCGUAACUUGAGGACUACCUGGAACUAGCUUUUCAGGGCAGCCACAAAACGUGGCUAGCUGGGAAGGGAGUGGAGGAGGGAAGCACAUGGGCAGGCAGCCCUCCAACAGGCAGAGUUCCUUCGCCUUCGUCUUUUUCUGUUUUUUUUCAGCAGCAGGUUCUAAAACCGAACACCUGCUCACCAAAUAGGUGUUUUUUAAUUAAACACUGGUCUCAUUUUGUUUGGCUGCUUGGGACUCAAAUUGAGUUCAUACGUUGAGGACUAUCUGUAUGGAGGUCACGUUUGUGGGAUCGUGAGAUUCUGGAAAAAAAAAUCAGAAUGGAGAAGAUUGACGGGUGACGGGUGGAAGAGGCCAUUCUGCUCCUCUUAGUCCUCUCCCUCCCUUUGCCCAGUAUCCCUUUGCACACUUCCAAUUUGUCUCUGGCCAAUCAGUUACGUUCCUCGGGCUUUUCAACAAAACGAGAUAAGAGCCGCUUAGACAAAUAGCAAAGUAUUUGUGGCUGUGAGUAACUCAGCAAAGGUGGGGUGGAUAGACACGCAGAGCUUAUAAAGUAUUGAUCUCUGGAGCGGAACGGAGAAAACCCUCCUGGACAGGUGAAGUGAGAAGAAAAGGAAAUGUAUCUAAGCUCUCACAAUCUCUGGAGGAGAACAUCUGGAUAGGGAGGGUGUGCAGGCAAACGCAGAUGGACCACCAUGGCCUCCAACUUCAUGUUCAUCACGUCCAUCCUGAUCUACGUCUCUUCCUUCGUUGGCAUGAUUGGCAACCUCAUCGUCCUCUAUGCCUUCCUGGCCCACGCCAUCCGCCACAAAGCCCUCCAACCUCUGGACCGCAUCAUUGUCAACAUGGGCCUGGUGAACUUCUUCCUCUGCUGCUAUAAAGCCAUUCCCGGGAUGCUGGUCUUCAGCAGCACCAGGGUCUUUGGGGAGGAGGGCUGCAGGAUCCUUCUCUACAGCUACCACACCCUCAGGCUGAUCAGCAUCUGGUCGGUAGAGAACCUGAGCUUCCUCCACCUCAUCAAGAUCCGAAGGCCCAACUGCCGAUGGACGACCUUCAUCCACAGGCAUCAGGCACGCUACGUCAACGGCACCAUCGUCGGGUGUUGGGUGGUCAGUGUCCUCAUGCAUAUCCCUUAUUUGCAGUACGAUAAGACCAGACUUCAACGAAAUAAGACAAUUGCCUUCUUGGCCAGUUCGACUUGCUUGAGAUCCACAGACAGCUUCUACAUUAAAUUUAGCACGUACGCCUCCAUCAGCCUGGACAUGGUCCUCAUCCUGCUGGUGGUCACCCUCAACGGCUUCAUCAUAGACCUUCUCUGGAAGCAUCACAGGAGGAUCAAAGCUUCGUCCUCCAUCGCAGGAAGUGGGUGGAAUAAACAUACGGCCCAGGCCACCAAAAUCCUGCUUUCCUUGCUGUCUAUUUACGUGGUUUGCUGGAUCUCGAACGACGUGGUCUGGCUCAUGAUCGUCUUGGGGUACCAAAGGAACGACUUGGAGAACAGCUUUUUGAGCGCCUUGUAUGGCAUAAUCUCCUCCAUAUAUUAUUCUGCUAGCUCGUACGUGGUGGUGUUUGGAUACAAAAAGGUGCGCGAAUAUCUCGCCGAAACUUGCUUGUUCUUGAGAUGUAGGAGGACCACAAGGGUUCGAGCUGUCUCCUUGGAGGGCCCGUUGCCCAGGUGACAGAGAAGUUCUCAUCGAUGAGGACAGCUCAAUACUGUCGAUCAUAAUUUUGGUCCUGGGUGGAGAAAGCUACAACUUAGAAGAAACUGGACGAGUUCUGAAGAUGGUGUAAACCUCAACAUUUCAACUUCUGGAACCAUGUUCCUGGUGGUUGCAUCUGGUGUCUACAUGGACGACAAAUGUCAGGAAGGAGAACGGUAGCCAGACAGACGUGGUUGGGAAGGAGGAACUGCAGCUUUGGGGUCUGCGUUCAGCUCUCGAAAAUUAUGGCACCUCAACUUCCAUUUGAAGAGAUAUCUCAGCUUGAAAAAGACAGGUUUCCAACCAGGUAGUUAAUACGAUGAUGGGUUUUAUAGAGGGAGAAAUGGAGGCCCUGACAAGGGAGGCAGGGGUUUUAAAAUGCCCACAUGGAGGCUUAUCUACACAUGCUCCAUGGCUUUUUUUAUCCACAGAAAAGGAGAAGGAAGGGGAAAGUAAGAACCAAUGGGGACUCCGAGAAACUGGGAGGGAGGGACAGAGGGAGGGGAUACUUCGAUGGUCAUAAGUGUGAAAAACGGUCAUGGCUAAAUGAAGUGUUGUAAGUCCAGGACUAACUGUAAUCUCCUCUUUAUUUUACAGUAGAUUUCUUUUAUUUGAAUUUUUUGCAAAGCUUUAAUGUUAUUCCGUGUGCUCCCGUAUAAUGAUCCGUACUCAAUUAAUCAAACAUUUCUGGAAAAAUCUCAGAAUGGAGAAGAUUGACGGGUGAUGGGUGGAAGAGGCCAUUCUGCU
Messenger RNA from Crotalus tigris (Tiger rattlesnake), 2484 nucleotides. RefSeq names its product olfactory receptor class A-like protein 4. Gene Ontology annotation, biological process: G protein-coupled receptor signaling pathway. Gene Ontology annotation, molecular function: pheromone receptor activity. The record is from RefSeq and is a predicted model, not a curated record. Lineage: Eukaryota; Metazoa; Chordata; Lepidosauria; Squamata; Viperidae. The transcript has a single exon. Gene Ontology annotation, cellular component: membrane. The coding region runs from base 733 to 1716 and encodes 327 amino acids.